AUGGACUUGAUUGGCUACAAAUCCGAGUAUGAAGACAAUGAUACACAUGCAACUCCACGCAAAAGGCGUCACAAGAAACGCAAGAGGGAAAAAUCGACAUGCGACCCGAUCGACCCUAUCGUUGAGUCUUCGGUCAGCACAACUCCAGUGGUCCAACGUUCCAAUAUCAACAGCGACCUGCUUGCCACACCUGCUCUUACUCCGACGGCCCCCUCGUCCGAUCCAACAUCUCUGACUCAAAAUAAUCAAAGCUUAAUAAACACGGCCCCGCUGGUUUUUACUCCGAUUAGUACCCUGUCUUGUGGUCAAAAUUCGACCGAAGAUGUUUCACCACCUGUGGGAGUCCGACCGCAUCCAAACACACCAAUGGUUGCACUGCCUGCACAUCUCCUGGAUCACCAAACAGUCGAAGGCGCAAAGACCAGCGAGCAACGACUGCCUAGUGAAACCGACGAUGGCCUUGCAAUGAUUCAUCCGGCAUUACAUAACGGGGGCGAGCUCCCUAGUGAUUUGCUUGCCAGCAUAAAUGACAGCAUGCAGGAGGCCCCCAUCCAACCGUCUCUUAUACCUCCCACUCGGCCGAAGCCCUUAUGUUCAUUUUGUGAUCAGGUAUUCCCAGAAAACCCAUCGGCAAAGUUGAUCGAGUUAGGUAAAUAUCUCAAGCGCCGCGGCGACGUUUCCCGGAGGUAUCAUCCCAAGAACCCUGCCGCUUUGCACCUGCCGCAGACUAUUGUCGACGGCAUCACGAAGAGAUUGAAGUUAUCCCAAUGGGCCGCCAGCGCGGAUGGCCCGAUCAAAUCGAUUUUGACCACCUUCAUAUCCGGGUCCAUGCCCAAGGCAGGCACCUUUGGGCGGUGUUGCGAGGCGAGGUUGAUUCACAUUUCUUAG
This is a messenger RNA of Puccinia graminis f. sp. tritici CRL 75-36-700-3, 888 nucleotides long. RefSeq lists its product as uncharacterized. The coding region runs from base 1 to 888 and encodes 295 amino acids. The transcript is spliced from 4 exons. The record is from RefSeq and is a predicted model, not a curated record. Lineage: Eukaryota; Fungi; Basidiomycota; Pucciniomycetes; Pucciniales; Pucciniaceae.